AUGCCGAGUGCGUCCAGUCCCAUUCCCGUCCCAUUUUCCGUUCUUUUCCCGUUUCCCUGUGCUGUUCCCGGUCCCGUUCCCGCCAUGGCUGCCGCGCGGGCUCCGGCGGCGCGAGCCGGGGCCCGGCCCCCCGAGCCCCCCAAGGCCAAGCCCACCGAGGAGGGCGAUGCCCCCCCGGCCAAGAGAGCCCCGAUCUUCUAUGGGAGCCUGGAGGAGAAGGAGAGGGAGAGACUGGCCAAGGGGGAGUCAGGGCUGCUGGGCAAGGAGGGCAUGAAGGCUGCUCUGGAGGCUGGGAACAUCAACAUCAGCAGUGGGGAGGUGUUUGACCUGGAGGACCACCUGAGCGAGCGCCAGGCCGAGGUGCUGGCGGAGUUCGAGCGGCGGAAGCGCGCGCGGCAGAUCAACGUGUCCACGGACGACGCCGAGGUCAAGGCCUGCCUGAGGGCCCUGGGGGAGCCCAUCACCCUCUUUGGAGAGGGGCCUGCAGAGCGCAGGGAGAGGUUGAGAAACAUCCUCUCAGUGGUCGGCACAGACGCAUUAAAGAAGACCAGGAAAGAUGAUGACAGGUCAAAAAAGUCCAAAGAAGAGUAUCAGCAAACCUGGUACCACGAGGGCCCACGGAGUCUGAAAACAGCCAGGCUGUGGCUGGCAAACUACUCCCUGCCCAGGGCAGCGAAGCGGCUGGAGGAGGCCCGGCUGCUCAAGGAGAUUCCCGAGGCCACCAGGACAUCCCAGAGGCAGGAGCUGCACAAAUCCCUGCGGUCCCUCAAUAACUUCUGCAGCCAGAUCGGGGACGAUCGCCCGCUGUCCUACUGCCACUUCAGCCCCAACUCCAAGCUCCUGGCCACAGCCUGCUGGAGUGGGCUGUGCAAGCUCUGGUCUGUGCCUGACUGCAACCUGGUUCACACCUUGCGAGGACACAGCACCAACGUGGGAGCAGUUGUGUUCCACCCCAAAGCCACCGUGUCCCUGGACAAGAAGGAUGUCAGCCUGGCCUCGUGUGCUGCUGAUGGCUCUGUCAAACUCUGGAACCUGGAAAGUGAUGAGCCCAUGGCAGAUAUCGAAGGACACAGCAUGAGAGUGGCCCGUGUGAUGUGGCACCCGUCGGGGAGGUUCCUGGGCACCACCUGCUACGAUCACUCGUGGCGCCUGUGGGACCUGGAGGCCCAGGAGGAGAUCCUGCACCAGGAGGGGCACAGCAAGGGGGUCUAUGACAUCGCCUUCCACACCGACGGCUCCCUCGCCGGCACCGGUGGCCUGGAUGCCUUUGGCCGGGUGUGGGACCUGCGCACAGGGCGCUGCAUCAUGUUCCUGGAAGGUCACCUGAAGGAGAUCUACGGGAUUAACUUCUCCCCAAACGGGUACCACGUGGCCACGGGCAGCGGUGACAACACCUGCAAGGUGUGGGACCUGCGGCAGAGGAAGUGCAUCUACACCAUCCCCGCCCACCAGAACCUGGUCACCGGCGUCAGGUUUGAACCCAACCACGGGAACUUCCUGCUCACGGGCGCCUACGACAACACGGCCAAGAUCUGGACCCACCCUGGCUGGUCCCCUCUGAAGACACUGGCAGGGCAUGAGGGGAAGGUGAUGGGCCUGGACAUCUCCCUGGAUGGGCAGCUCAUUGCCACCUGCUCCUACGACAGAACCUUCAAGCUGUGGACAGCUGAGUAGCUCAGAAGGGCUGGUUAUGAACUGGGUUAAUGGUUUUCAAUUGCUUUUUUAUAUUAAAAAAAACCCCCAGGAAUCA
Molecule: messenger RNA, 1750 nt
Organism: Pipra filicauda (Wire-tailed manakin)
Lineage: Eukaryota; Metazoa; Chordata; Aves; Passeriformes; Pipridae
Gene: PRPF4
Product: pre-mRNA processing factor 4
Exons: 14
Coding region: 1-1674 (557 amino acids)
Biological process (GO): mRNA splicing, via spliceosome
Cellular component (GO): U4/U6 x U5 tri-snRNP complex
Molecular function (GO): protein binding; U6 snRNA binding; U4 snRNA binding
Source: RefSeq, a predicted model, not a curated record